AUGUCAAUGGGAGAACUGCGCAACAUGGCGCUUGCAUUGCCCUCCCUACGAUGGCUGCUAAUUUACGUGGAAAACCAGAAAACCUGUUUUACAGCUCAGGGCACCUCCUCCGGCCUAGCUGAUGACCAGCCGACUCUGACGGAGGAGUACUGUGAGACCUUUGAGUACUUAUUCGCCUGCUUUCCUCAACUGUAUGGGGUCUUCUGGGAGGAGGAGUUGCGUUGCCGAUGUCGGUAUCCCUACUGGCUGCCGGAGUAUACAGAAGAGCCCGGUUUCGAGGGCAGGGUGUGCAAUUUGAACAAGAUAUGA
Messenger RNA from Dibothriocephalus latus, 309 nucleotides. Lineage: Eukaryota; Metazoa; Platyhelminthes; Cestoda; Diphyllobothriidea; Diphyllobothriidae. The record is from the annotation of a GenBank genome assembly.